Molecule: messenger RNA, 1329 nt
Organism: Penaeus vannamei (Pacific white shrimp)
Lineage: Eukaryota; Metazoa; Arthropoda; Malacostraca; Decapoda; Penaeidae
Source: RefSeq, a predicted model, not a curated record
GUGUGAUGAAUGACAUUCUGCAGCUGCUACUCCAGGCCAUCUUCACUCUACAAGAAGAGGAAGAUGAUGAAGUGGAGGCAGACAACACAGUAGAAGAAGUGAUGGAAGUGGACACUGAGGACAUAUCAAUUCAGGAGGCAGUGCGUUUGGCCAACCGUGCUUCCACUUGGAGCCAAGUACCAUGGUGUGCCCCUUCAGAAGGCACCACUUGAUGCCCUCACCUCUCAGAAGUCCUGCGCUUGCACAUCCUGGCCUCGGGAGCACUAGUGUAGCUAAUGCCAGAUGGAGACAUUUCAACCGUGGUGGCUUUAAGAAUCGGGAUGACCCGGGGCUGCAGUUCAAGUUGGAAGAGCCAGCUAUCAUCAAGGCCCUAAACACACAAGCAGUCUCAGAUCUGCCUUUAGCAAACAAGCUAAAAAUCCUCAGUCUCCUGGUUGGGCAAAUUCUAACCUACGCCUCAGUUCGUGAUGUCAUUGAUGAGAACAUAGAUAAACUGAAGGAGAUGAAGAACAAGUUGCGCAUUCACCAGUUGACUCAGAUAAAGAAGGAAAAGAUCGAAAAUGCUGCUCGAUUGCAGGAGAAAAGGGAGAGAAAGCAAAAAGAGAGAGAGAGGCUGCUGAAGGAAGCUGAGAAAAAAGCAGCUGCUGCAGCCAUGACAGGGGAGCCAGACAAACCUAUCAAACUGGAUGAGGAUGAUGAAGAAGAGGAGGAGGAAGAGGAAGAGGAGGAGGAAGACGAGGUAGUGAGGGCAGCUCGACUUCUGAAGGAAGAGAAAAAUAAGGAGGCCAGGAGACAAGAUUUCCUCAAGAGAGAGAGAGAACUGAUGCAGCAGGUACUGAGCAUGGCAAAGGGUGUGAGCAUCACUCCACUUGGCCAAGACAGAGCCUACCGUCGUUACUGGAUCUUCAAUUCAUUACCAGGUCUCUUGUAGAAGACAAUGAGCUAAAUCCAGGCACUUGUAGGCCAACACCCACACCCUACAACCCUGAUUCAAACCUUGACAUGACAGAAGCCCUCCAGGAUCUGUUCAGAGUCCAGGCUGAGAAGAAUAUCGAGAUGAUCAUUACUGAAAAGGAUGACAAGAACAACAGCGACAAGGAGAACGAUGGCAGCGACAGCCCAGCCAAACAAGGGAAAGCUUCGCCAAACAAGAAAUUGCUGCAGACUCCUGACCAGAACCAGCACCCAGACCAGAUCGAGGUUAAGAAGCAGCCUUCUGCUGAGGGAGUUGAUUUAAUUGAAAAGAUGGAAGUCAAUCCCCCACACUUGACAAAUGGUGAUGUGAAAAUGGAAUGUGAAGUUGAUAGUGUGAACAAUGUGAUGGUUAGU